UCCUCCGGUGAGGGUCAGAGCGCCGACUGCGCGCGGCUUAUCUGGGGUUUCCAGUUCCUGCAGGCAACGCCCAUGGUCCUGGACUGCGCCUUCGAGGACAUUCACUCUCCACUUUCAGAAAAGUUUGGACAAAGUGAAUUUGGGUUGAGUUUGGGAGAUGGCAGCGGCGCCCUCUGCUUUCUUCCUCUGUGCUACCUUUCAUAAGUCCCCAUCUCCAACCCCCUCCAUCCUUGCCGCACUGACACCCAGCUCCCAGACCCUUCUUUUCUUUCCGUGAUUCCCUGACCUCGGUGGGGGUUGGGGAUGUCAGUUUUGUUCCCUGCUGGUUUCAUUCUCCUCCCCGUUCCUAUCUACUGAACUUCACCCAUUUCUAAGUCCUCACCCGGCCAUUCUCCUCUCCUUUUCGCUCCACCUCUACAGCGUUCUCUCCCACUCCAUUUGAUCUAUCCAGCUUCUUACCGCACCCACAUGGUCCCUCCCUCCACCUUCCUACCUAAUCUUCUCUCCCUCAAAUCCUGACCAUGGAUUCUGAAUCUUCUUGGACUGCCACUCCCUCCCCUGGGGGCACUCUGUCUGUCCCCAAUGCUACCAUACCCUGGCUGGGCAGGGAUGAAGAGCUAGCCAAAGUGGAGAUUGGUAUCCUAGCUACUGUCCUGGUUCUGGCCACAGGGGGCAACCUGGCUGUACUGCUGAUGCUGGGCUGCCAGGGCCGCAAGCGUUCCCGCAUGCACCUGUUUGUGCUGCACUUGGCCCUGACUGACCUGGGCGUGGCGCUUUUCCAGGUACUGCCUCAGUUGCUCUGGGAUAUCACCUACCGCUUCCAGGGCUCUGACCUCCUCUGCCGGGCCGUCAAGUAUCUGCAGGUGCUCAGCAUGUUUGCUUCCACUUACAUGCUGCUGGCCAUGACGCUGGACCGGUACCUGGCUGUCUGUCACCCCCUUCGCAGCCUCCAGCAGCCCAGCCAUUCCACCUACCCUCUCAUUGCUGCCCCCUGGCUGCUGGCUGCCAUCCUCAGCCUCCCUCAAAUUUUCAUUUUUUCUCUGCGAGAGGUGAUCCAGGGCUCAGGGGUGUUGGACUGCUGGGCAGAUUUCUACUUUUCUUGGGGGCCACGGGCCUACAUCACCUGGACCACCAUGGCCAUCUUUGUGCUCCCUGUGGCCAUGCUCACAGCCUGUUACAGCCUCAUUUGCUGUGAGAUCUACAAGAACCUUAAAGUAAAGACACAGGCUGGCAGGGAGGAAAGAAAGGGCUGGAGGACUUGGGACAAGUCCUCAUCUUCUUCCCCUGCUGCGGCCACUAGAAGGCUGCCAUCCCGGGUCAGCAGCAUCAGCACCAUCUCCAGGGCAAAGAUGCGAACUGUGAAGAUGACCUUUGUCAUUGUGCUGGCCUACAUCGCUUGCUGGGCACCCUUCUUCAGUGUGCAGAUGUGGUCUGUGUGGGAUGAGGAUGCCCCUAAUGAAGAUUCCACCAAUGUGGCUUUCACCAUCUCCAUGCUUCUGGGCAACCUCAGCAGCUGCUGCAACCCCUGGAUCUACAUGGGCUUCAACAGCCACCUGCUGCCACGUUCCCUGAGUCACCGUGUCUGCUGCAGGGGUUCCCAGCCCCGGGUGCACAGGCAACUCUCCAACAGCAGCCUUGCUAGCCGCCGAACGACAUUACUGACCCACUCUGGUGGUCCCUCCACCCUCCGUCUCAGCCUUAACCUCAGCCUCCAUGCGAAGCCUAGGCCUGCUGAGUCACCAAAGGGUUUAGAGCAGAGGGAUGGAGAAGCCAUCGUGGAGACCAGCAUCUUUUAGAGAGAACUCCCUAGAACCCGGCUCUGCACAUCUCAGGCUUUGGGAAUGAGGAAGAAAAGGGUUGGUGGUGGUACUGAGCGGAGCCUAAUUUGAAGUAAC
This is a messenger RNA of Alexandromys fortis (reed vole), 1895 nucleotides long. It is a transcript of the gene Avpr1b, whose product is annotated as arginine vasopressin receptor 1B. Gene Ontology annotation, biological process: cellular response to hormone stimulus; G protein-coupled receptor signaling pathway; regulation of systemic arterial blood pressure by vasopressin. NCBI's taxonomy places the organism in Eukaryota, Metazoa, Chordata, Mammalia, Rodentia, Cricetidae. Gene Ontology annotation, cellular component: plasma membrane. The record is from RefSeq and is a predicted model, not a curated record. Gene Ontology annotation, molecular function: vasopressin receptor activity; peptide binding. The transcript has 2 exons. Bases 522 to 1796 code for a protein of 424 amino acids.